AUGGCUGCCUGCAGGGCUCUCGCAGUGCUGGCCUCCACCUGCCUUCUGCUGUUGCUGGGACACCAUCUGGUGUCCGCUUCUGCAAGGAGGACGGCCAGGAAUGUGCCGCUGCUCGUCUUCCCCAACGGCGGCACUUUCAAGUUUGUCGUAGGCAUAACGACGCCGGUGAAGCUGCCCAACCGCACCAUGGUGAUGCAGCUGCAGUUCCAGUGGCUGUACGCCGAGAUGACCAACAUCAGCCAGGCGGAGCAGGACCUGCAGGUGACGGUGGGGCGGGCGGCAGCCUACGGCGCCAUCUCCUCCCUCAUGGACGGCUUGGGUGUGGACGGCCACUCGUGCCUGCUGAGGGCGAUCUGCGAGGCCGCCGAAACGCCGCUACUGCACGACGGACUGCUCGGGGAGUUGGCACACCUGCUACUUUCGAUAGGCACGGACGGCCACGCGUGCCUGCUCAGGGCUGUCUGCGAGGCGGCCGAAACGCCGCUGCUGCACAACGGACUGUUUGGGGAGGUGGCGCACCUGUUGCUGACGUGA
This is a messenger RNA of Schistocerca nitens (vagrant locust), 534 nucleotides long. RefSeq lists its product as uncharacterized. The transcript is spliced from 5 exons. The record is from RefSeq and is a predicted model, not a curated record. The coding region runs from base 1 to 534 and encodes 177 amino acids. Lineage: Eukaryota; Metazoa; Arthropoda; Insecta; Orthoptera; Acrididae.